Messenger RNA from Triplophysa dalaica, 2457 nucleotides. It is a transcript of the gene vps52, whose product is annotated as VPS52 subunit of GARP complex. The transcript has 20 exons. Bases 18 to 2222 code for a protein of 734 amino acids. Gene Ontology annotation, biological process: Golgi to vacuole transport; retrograde transport, endosome to Golgi; endocytic recycling. Gene Ontology annotation, molecular function: syntaxin binding. The record is from RefSeq and is a predicted model, not a curated record. Gene Ontology annotation, cellular component: GARP complex. Lineage: Eukaryota; Metazoa; Chordata; Actinopteri; Cypriniformes; Nemacheilidae.
AAGUCAAUACGGACGGGAUGUAUAGUUUAGACUACAUGCAGACGGGAAUUGUAGUUUUAUGUCCAACGAUCGAGAUGGCGGAAGCACAGACUGUAUGUGCUGAUUCUUCUGUUGAUUAUGUGUCUGGUGCGAUGGCUUAUUUACAGAAUGAGAAAUCAUCUGAUCCACUGAAUCUUGGUGAUCUGGAUCUCACAACAGAUGAGUUCAUUCUGGAUGAGGUGGACAUUCACAUUCAAGCAAAUCUUGAGGAUGAUCUGGUGAAGGAGGCUCUGAAGACGGGUGUUGACCUGCGUCAGUACUCUAAACAGGUCGAGACAGAACUUCAGCGCAUUGAACAAGCAUCGAUCAAAGACUAUAUUAAAGAGAGUCAGAACAUUGCCUCUUUACACAACCAGAUCACAGCCUGUGACUCAAUCCUAGAGCGCAUGGAGGGCAUGUUGAGCAGUUUUCAGAGCGACCUGUCGUCCAUCAGCAGUGAGAUUCAGACACUACAGCAGCAGUCCGUCAGCAUGAACAUGAGACUGAAGAACAGACAGGCUGUCCGCAGUCAGCUCAGCCAGCUGGUGGAUGAACUGGUCGUUCCCAGCACAAUGAUCUCUGUGAUUUUGGACAGUCCGGUCACGGAGCAAGAGUUUCUGGAGCAACUUCAUGAGCUCAACAACAAGAUCAACUUUGCUAAAGAGCUCAGCUUCAGAGAGACACUCGCCUGCUCAGACAUACAAGACAUUGUAGAUCGUCUCAAAAUCAAAGCUGUCUCGAAAAUCCGUGAGUUCAUUCUGCAGAAAAUCUAUUCGUUCAGGAAGCCCAUGACCAACUAUCAGAUCCCUCAGAACACCUUACUCAAGUACAGGUUCUUCUAUCAGUUUCUGUUGGCUAAUGAGAGGACAGUUGCUAAGGAGAUUCGGGAUGAGUAUGUGGACACCAUGAGCAAGAUCUACUUCAGUUACUUCAAAUCAUACAGCGGUAGACUGCUGAAAGUUCAGUAUGAAGAUGUAGCAGAAAAGGAUGACCUGAUGGGGGUGGAGGACACAGCCAAAAAAGGUUUCUUCUCCAAGCCAUCUUUGAAGAGCAGGAACACUAUCUUUACUCUGGGUCAGCGAGAGGCCGUUUUGAGUCCUGUGGAGCUGGAAGGGCCGAUACUGAUCCCACACGCCGCUCAGAGAGGAGACUGCAGGUACCCGUAUGAAACUCUCUUCCGCAGUCAGCAUUACGCUCUACUGGACAACAGCUGUCGGGAAUUCCUCUUCCUGUCAGACUUCUUCAUGGUGGCAGGAAACUCUGCGCUGGAUCUGUUCAACAGCAUCAUGGGAAAAACGCUCGGGAUGUUUCUGAAAAAUCUGGCAACGUACCUGUCUGAUGGUUAUGACAGCAUCGCAGUGUUUCUCUGCAUUCACAUCAUCCUGCGCUUCAGAGCCAUCACAGCCAAGAGGAACGUUCCUGCGCUCGACAAGUACUGGGAGGCUGUGCUGGAAUUAUUGUGGCCGAGGUUCGAGCUCAUUCUGGAGAUGAACAUUCAGAGCAUUCGAAACACUGAUCCUCAGAAACUGGGAGUACUGGACACCAGACCGCACUACAUCACGCGGCGAUACGCUGAGUUCUCUUCUGCUAUUGUCAGCAUCAAUCAAACCUUUCCUAAUGAAAGGACCAACACCCUCCUCGGACAGCUGCAGAUCGAAGUGGAGAACUUUGUGUUAAAGAUGGCGGCUGAAUUUCCAUCCAGACGAGACCAGCUGAUCUUUCUCAUCAACAACUAUGACAUGAUGCUCAGCGUCCUCAUGGAGCGAGCCGCUGAUGACAGUAAAGAAGUGGAGGGAUUUCAGCAGCUGCUGCUGGCCAGAACACAGGAGUUUAUUGAGGAGAUUCUGUCGCCUCCGUUUGGAGGAAUGAUUGCAUUUGUGAAGGAGAGCGAGGCACUCAUGGAGAAAGGGCAACUGGACAAAUUAAAGAAUGAUGAAGCUCGUAUCACUCAGUUGGUCCGGGGAUUUUCAAACACAUGGAAGCAGUCUGUGGAGGUGAUGAGUCAGGAUGUCAUGCGUUCCUUUACCAACUUUAAAAAUGGAACCAGCAUCAUUCAGGGGGCGCUGACACAGCUGAUUCAGUAUUAUCAUGGUUUCCAUAAGGUCCUCUCCCAGCAGACGUUUCGCAGUGUGGCAGCUCGCUCGGAGCUCAUCAACCUUCAUCAUCUGAUGGUGGAGGUGAAGAAACACAAACCAAACUUCUGAAGCUGCUCAUCUCCUGUGUGUUAACAUGAAAAUGUUUGAAGGGAUUUUGGCCUUGAAUGUGGUUUGAUGCAGCUUUAGGUUUCAUGUUCAUAUCUUUAGUGCUCAAGUUUGAGCAGUAGAUGCAAAGAUCUUUUACCUGUGAGAAUUAUGGAGCGAGAGAGCAUCUCAUCUGUGUAGAAGCUCCACUGUCACGAAAUCAUUACAUGUCUCAAAAUAAAUGUGUAUAAUGUCAUAA